UGACAUCAACAAAAAAAAACACACGGCGAGGGAGAAGGUGAGCCAGUGAACAGAGAGAAGGUGAGGGCGGAGGCGAGGGGAGGGGAGGGGAAAGGGAGGGGAGGGGAAAGGGAGGGGAGGGGAGGGGAAAGGGAAGGCGUUUUUUGGCAAAAAGAGGGCAAAAGGGAAGGAGGGAAAGGGAAGAUGCUUAGGGACGAGGGUGAUAGGUCAAGGGACGUGUCCCCCCUGGGGCCUGAUGAGGGUGUGAGGUUGUACAAUCCCUAUGCUGAUCUGCAUGGUGCCUUGGACCGUAAGGAUAUUAACCUCUAUAAACUGCCACCGGCUCCAGAAUUUUUGUUCUCUGAGGAAGCUAACAUUCAGAGGCGGAGCUGGAACGACUACUUAGUUUUUUACACUGGGGUUGCGUACGUCACAGGGGCUUUGGCUGGUGGGUCCCAGAGGUUUGUAGAAGGGCUCAGGUUGAAAGAAGCAGGGGAUAUGCUUAAGCUCCGCGUAAACAGAUUACUCAAUGCAACGGGGCACCGAGGGAGGAAUGCGGGAAACACGUUGGGAAUUCUGGGCUUAUUGUACAUGGGAAUGGAAGGGGCAAUGUUUUCUUAUUGGGGAUCAGAUGACGUGUUUAACGGUAUUCUUGCAGGGCUUGGGACUGGGGCAUUAUAUAAGGCAGCUGCUGGCCCACGGACUACAGCCAUCGCGGGUGCGGUAGGAGGAUUGGCGGCGGCAGGCUUUGCAGCUGGGAAGCAGUUGUCAAAGAGAUACAUUGGAUAGAGAGGAGAAACUCUGAGCGGAUUGUCCAAAGCUUCACCUGC
This is a messenger RNA of Chara braunii, 809 nucleotides long. Lineage: Eukaryota; Viridiplantae; Streptophyta; Charophyceae; Charales; Characeae. The record is from the annotation of a GenBank genome assembly.